AUGUGGUGCGAUACAAGACACGACAACUUCAUCGCGAAUAGUGUGUGGCUGAACGAAAGAAACCGUUUGUCGAUGUUCGCUGAAGGACCGACGGCGAAUUAUUUCGCAAAAAUUUUAGAAACACUGGCAAAUUUGUUGACGAUCGACGAUUGUAUGUGGUGCGAUACAAGGUUAUUGCUGAAUGAUUGGGUGCAUGGAAUAGCGUUCGGAAUGAGCAACGAUGUGCUGCAAGAGGUGUCGCAG
Anisakis simplex (herring worm) is the source of this 243-nucleotide messenger RNA. The record is from the annotation of a GenBank genome assembly. NCBI's taxonomy places the organism in Eukaryota, Metazoa, Nematoda, Chromadorea, Rhabditida, Anisakidae.